Rhipicephalus microplus (southern cattle tick) is the source of this 1486-nucleotide messenger RNA. RefSeq lists its product as uncharacterized. The record is from RefSeq and is a predicted model, not a curated record. Lineage: Eukaryota; Metazoa; Arthropoda; Arachnida; Ixodida; Ixodidae.
CUGCACGAGUUUCCUGGAUUUGCUGGCGUGUCCAUGUCAACCUUUGCUGUAAAAGGGCAGCCCAGGAGGGAAGAGACUGUGCUGUUGCUUGAAAACCUAGACCUACUGCACAUACCUUCGUCACGUGGUGAGAGAUAUGAAGAGGAUGACUUCUUGGGCAAGAAUACUUCUGCCACUGUCCGGGACGUACUUUACAGUCUCUUCAAUGCCUAUGACAAGAAGGAAGCACAGAAAAAGUUGAAAAAUGUCUGGCCGGUCAAGCUAGGGGAAACCGAAAAAGAAUUUCGUGAAGCAAUUCUCUUCUGGCUCUCAACACUGAAAGACAACCAUGCUGGGGCAGCCUUCCUUCAUGAAUUCAACUCGCGCGUCCUACUGCAGACGGGAACACCACGGUGCUUAAUGUUCCUCACCGAGCUGUCCACAUUGGUGCUUGGAAACAAACUAAAAGAAGAGGUGUACUUAAUGGGUGAUGCUGUGCCUCUUGGUGCCUUGAAGUUUUCCACAAAGAAAAACACCUGCACUUCUGUUGCUUUGCAAGCACAGCAAGCUUCAGAUGAAAAACAAUGCAGGGAAAUUGAAAGCCUUCUAAAACAGUGGGAAUCAUUUUCAAGUAUACUGCUGCGAGAGUUGGGUCUUCUAGCAGAAAAUGAAAUUCCUGAUGAUGGUCCGACUAAAAAGCUGGAACUGAGUCAUAAAAACCAAACCAUGAGGAAUGAAGAGGCUAUGACUGCACUGCAGCAAGCUGAAGAAUGGCUUCAAAUACAGGGUUCUCUCGUUCCCACUGAUCUGAUUAGGGACUUGCAAGAGUGUACUGAGCUGAGCAAGCACUUCUUUCAAGAUGAUGAGCAGAAAGCCAAUGGUGAUCAGCACUUCAGUUCACAGCUGGCCAGCACUGCAAGGGAAUCUGUGAAUAAGUCCCUGGAAAAAAUUCAUGCAAAGAGACAAAAGUUGGAGGUGAUGGCAGUUGACAUCGGAAUACGCUUGGAUGAAGCCCGCAAAAUCAUAAAUUUGGGAGCAGAUGACGAGCCAUCUGAUACUGAGAGCGAGAUAUCAGUGAGCGUCCAAGACUUGGCUGACGAGCUUGUAGAUGCCUUGAUGUGCAGCGAUUUCCCUGAGGCUCCAGAAGACAUGUGACUUUAAUCAUGCACUGUGCAAGAUGUCAUUGACAUGACCUGUCAAGAAGUCAGAAGUUACUACUUCUCCAAGACAAGCAUUCAAAAGCCCCUAGAGUAAACCUUGACGGGCACCGCAUAGCAUUGGGUAGUACGUUGCAUUGCCAGUAGAGCUUGACAUGCCCCACCUGUGAAGAAAAGGCCUUGAAGAAGAUUUUUCUGCAGUACUUCAAUCAAAUAUACUUGAGGACAUUGCUUUCGUAGGCAUCGAAUGUUGUGCUUUGCAUUUUUAUGUUGCAUUCCAUUGUAUAUGUUCCUUGGCACCAGUCUGACCCGGUGACCUCACACUAAUUAAAGUAUUUAUAUUAAGAGGU